This is a messenger RNA of Lates calcarifer (barramundi perch), 6547 nucleotides long. It is a transcript of the gene dagla, whose product is annotated as diacylglycerol lipase, alpha. Gene Ontology annotation, biological process: lipid metabolic process. Gene Ontology annotation, cellular component: postsynaptic membrane; dendrite membrane. The record is from RefSeq and is a predicted model, not a curated record. NCBI's taxonomy places the organism in Eukaryota, Metazoa, Chordata, Actinopteri, Centropomidae.
GGCGCCCUUUCUCCGCAGGAUCUCCAAAGUGUCUGUGGUCUGCCAUUUACAAAAGCCAGUCAGGUGUGCGUAAACAAAACGGGAUUUGCGCUGCCAAACGCGGAAGGGGACUAGCCAGUUCGUACGUAUUUUUUCCUGUGGGGAGAAAUGUCCGAGGGGAUGGGCCAGAAUCUCUGGGAAAAGCUACCUCCGUUUAGCUGCUCCCCGCGCUGGGAUUCGGGAGUUGUCCGGCUGAUGGCACACACAAGCUACUGACUACAACGUGAGAGAAAGACGAAAGGAGGGCUCGUCUUGUUCGGUCAAACCCGAGGGGACUGUUCUCUGAUGACUGUGGAUGGGAAUCAUCAUGCCGAGCUCCGACGGGGGGACAUGAAAAUGCCCCACAAUCAGUGAACUGCCCCCGGCUGACGACGUGUUGCAAUUAAGCAGACAACCGAGCCGCCAGUCUCCGGCGGUUUGAAAACGACCGUGUAAUUAAUUACUCUCUUUGAUGGCAUGUAUCAGGUCUGCCUGACACCCGGCAGAUAACCGAGGAACCUCCGGAUCUUUAAUACCUCUGGGUCCAUUCAUUCGCCUGUUGUAAUGACGUCUGUACGGUUUUUGUAAUUCUAUCGGCGAGACAUUUAUGAAUUCAUCCCCCCCAACCCUGAGCCCGUGUCGGCGAGAGCGGGGCUGAGGCGGGUCGGCAGUCGGAGGGAUAUGGGAGAGCGAGCGGAACCGAUGCAGUGGGUCUUGGCAAGGCAUCGUCAAAAUACAGGGCAGUGAUGCCUGGCAUGGUGAUGUUUCGGCGGCGCUGGUCAGUUGGCAGUGAUGACCUAGUGCUGCCCGCCCUCUUCCUUUUUUUAUUGCACUGCACCUGGUUAGUGGUUCUGUCUGUGGUUCUGUUCGGCCUCCCUUAUGGCUCAGACCAGUCCUGCUCUGUAACGCUGGUGGACCAUGGCCGAGGGUACCUGGGCAUCCUGGUCAGCUGCCUUAUCUGUGAGAGCGCCAUCAUGUGGUUGAGCAUGAGAGGCAGCAUUUUGUACACACAGCCCAGGGAAGCUGUGCAGUAUGUCCUCUAUAUACGGUUAGCUAUUCUGUUGGUCGAGCUCGUAUACGCCGUGGUGGGAAUUGCCUGGCUUGUCCAGUAUUACCAGCCAUGCUCAGAUGUCACUGCCAAAAACCUGGCUUUGGGAAUCGUUGCAUGCAACUGGCUCGUGAUAUUCAGCGUUUGCAUUACCCUCAUGUGCACCUUUGAUCCUACGGGUCGGACCUUUGUCAAACUGAAAGCCACUCGUCGGCGUCAGCGCAACCUCACAACAUACACACUCAGACACAGGCUAGAGGAAGGCCAGGCCAGCAGCUGGAGCAGGAGACUUAAGUUCUUCAUGUGCUGCACCAGAGCCCAGGAUACACAAUCAGAUGCAUAUUCAGAAGUGGCCAGCCUUUUUGCAGAGUUCUUCAGAGACCUGGACAUUGUGCCUAGUGAUAUUAUUGCUGGCCUGGUACUUCUCCGCCAGAGACAGAGGUCUAAGAGAUCUGCUAUCCUGGACCAGGCCAACAAUGACAUUUUAGCCUUCUUAUCUGGAAUGCCUGUAACUCGUAACACUAGAUACCUGGACCUUAAGAACUCGGCUGAGAUGAGCAUGUACAAGGAUGUUUGUUAUUAUAUGCUCUUUGCCCUGGCUGCAUAUGGUUGGCCCAUGUACCUGAUGAGGAAGCCUGCCUGUGGGCUGUGCCACCUCGCCAGCUCCUGCCCAUGUACAUCGGUGUCUGGCUCUCGGUUAUCUCAGUCGGUGACAGUGGAAGAGGAUAACUGUUGCGGCUGUAAUGUCCUGGCCAUACGUAGACACUUCCUGGAUCAGGACCUCAAGCAGGUUCACAUUGUCUACACUUCCUGGCACGAUGCUGUUUACGAGACUCCGUUUUUUGUGGCAGUGGAUCAUGCAAAAAAGAAGGUUGUCAUCAGUAUCAGAGGAACGCUAUCGCCAAAGGACGCCCUGACUGAUCUGACGGGGGAUUCUGAACGUUUGCCUGUGGAGGAGCAGCAUGGGACCUGGCUUGGCCACAAGGGGAUGGUUUUGUCAGCAGAAUACAUUAAGAAGAAACUGGAGCAGGAAAUGAUCUUGUCUCAAGCCUUUGGAAGAGACUUGAACAAGGGCACCAUGCACUAUGGGCUGGUGAUAGUCGGGCAUUCUCUUGGUGCAGGCACUGCUGCUAUCCUCUCCUUCCUGCUGAGACCUCAGUACCCUACACUUCACUGCUACUCUUACUCCCCACCUGGUGGCCUUCUAAGUGAGGAUGCCAUGGAGUACUCCAAAGAGUUUGUAACAUCUGUGGUAUUAGGAAAAGACCUGGUACCAAGGCUUGGCCUUUCUCAACUGGAGGGUUUGCGUCGCCACCUUCUGGAAGUCUUACAGAAAAGUAACAAGCCAAAGUGGAGGAUCAUUGCGGGAGGCACCAAAUGCAUCCCGAAAUCAGAGCUUCCACUGGAGGAUGAUGAUCCUCAGUCUCAGCCAGCAGCACCCCCCAGCAGUCGCCUGUGGCUCCACCCCAGUGACCUCAGCAUUGCCCUUUCAGCAUCCACCCCCCUCUACCCUCCUGGCAGAAUCAUCCAUGUGGUGCACAACCAUCCUCCAGAGACAUGCUGUGGCCAGGAGGAGCCAACCUACUCAGCUCUGUGGGGAGACAACAAAGCCUUCGAUGAGGUCAUCAUAUCAUCCGCCAUGCUUAAUGAGCACAUGCCCUACAUGGUGAUGGAGGGUCUCAACAAGGUGCUGGAGAACUACAACAAAGGGAAAACAGCUUUGCUGUCAGCAGCUAAGAUCAUGGUGAGCCCCACAGAAGUGGACUUGAACCCAGAGAACAUGUUCAUGGAUACAUCAACAACUUCUCAGCAGCCGACGCCUACAACCCACCACCGCAGGAACAGUAGUGUUCGUUCAUGUGCCCAGUCUGAAAUAUCUCUGGAUGGUUUCUCUGAGUGCCCUCCUCCCCCAGUGCCUGUAGUGCUCCGUGGAGCACGGGAGCGCCUGGCAGUGGAGCUGAGGGACCGCAAAGCACCACUGGCCGUCAUGGAGAGUCUCUCAGAUGCCGAAUCCCUCUAUAGCCUGGAUUCCCGACGCUCCUCGGCUGCACUAAGGGGUUCGCCGAUGCUGGGUAGCCUCCCGUUCCCUUUGGAUGCCCCGAUCCCGGAGGAGAACCCGUCUCUGAGCUCUCGCACUGAAUUACUGGCCGCUGACUGCCUCUGCCAGGCAACACCGGAGCACCUGGGCGAGGUCGGGCCCUUCUUUACCCCGCUGGAAUCCAGAUCCACUCCAGAUUACCCCAUGCGGCUGUCUCCUGCCACACCUCGCUACAGUGGACACCAUUCCCCAGCUCUUCUGAACCAGAGCGUCUUGGCUCAGCCUUUCAAGCCAGAGCUAAACACCAACCAAAAAAUGCUUCCUGAUGGGGAUCACCAACAGAUUCCUGGUGUCUACAGCCCAGGGAGCACUCCCAACGCACCCCUCAGCCCUCAAAUUGAUUCUAGACCAGUGGAUAGAGAAAAGGAAGACUGGGAGCUGGAGGCAGCAGAGAAACAGCUAAGUGCAGAGACCAGGCCAGCAGCUUCGACUCCUCCACCCCAACUAUCCAACGGAAACCCCAGCCAGGCGGUGCUGGAGUUCGCCCAGUACUUAGACUCUCUAUUCAGACUGGACGGCAGCAGCUCGCCGCCUCUGGAGCUGUCAGACGGGGAGUCCGAGUCGGGCCGGGGCUCCUUCGGGCAAGGCGAGUGUCUUGGAGAUGACCAGCGGUUGGAUGACAAACAACUUCUGGCCAGAGCAACACUGGAGCCUAACCUAGUCCCCAAGCCCCCACGCACUUUUGCCGGGUCUGCCGAUCCCUCUUCGGGCAUCUCUUUGUCACCCUCCUUCCCUCUCUCGUCGUCUGAGGAGCUCAACGACCUCUCCCCCGGUGAGGGUGCCCCGCCAGCCAUACACUCCCUACGAACAUCUUCCCCUUGCCACUGCCCUGAAGAGAACACACUAUCAUCUAUGGUGUAGUGUGCUCCCAAGACUCUGAUGUCCUUUGCCCUGAAUUGAGAGGUGCAGUCAUCCAAAAUUUUAAAACAUAUCACAGUACAUGCAUGCAGUGGAAUGCAGUCACUCAUCAGAGAUCCAAUGACAGAACCUGACUGAUCAACUCACAAACUGUUUCCAUUCUUCAGGUGUCCCCUUUGAACGCUGUUUAUAGCAUUUUCACACUAUUGCAAUGACUAAGAAAAAAAGAUACCUCUCUCUGCAUGCCAGGGGGCUGUGCUGCUUCUGGGUGAAUAUAAAUAACUGUAGCUUCACAAUGCCAUUCCAAAACAAUGUUGUCUCACCCACGUAGGGACGCGUCAGCAUUACAUCAGUUCUCUGACUUAAACAAAAUCAAAGGGAGAAUAGUUUACUGAGCAGGGAUUCAAAAAAAACAAAAAAAACAAACACAAACUUAACACUGUAGAAGAGGUUAGCAUAGGCACAUCAUCUGGGUUGAUGUACUGUACAACUUCCUGCACCCACAGCAGCUCCGGAAAAGUUUGCCCAGCUUUUAUUUUAUUUUAUUUUAUUUUUUUCAAAUCAGGAAUGUGAAGAUGGACAUAUUCGUCAAUCAAUAGAAGUGAGAAGACAUUACGAAAUGUUCCUCAGGUCUAUAAAGAAUUGACUUUGAGAAAGAGAGUAAGUGUGUUACAUUGGUGAGAAUUCAUGUGUCUUAAAAAUUUAGUGAUUGUGACAAAGUUAUUACAGACGCCUAUGGAUGUUUUUGAGUCUUUUGGUUACUCUUUAUAGUGCAUGAAGACUUUUUUUUUCCUUUAUUUUUGAAGAGAAAUUGUCACUAAGCCACUUAGACUGACAUCUGAAUACUCUUGCACACAUAUUGCUCAAUUUACCCUCCCCUCCCCCUUUGCCAAAAAAUUUAAUACAUUGUAUUGCCAAAUGUAUUUAUGAGAUGUAAUUUUUGUAUAUGUAUAUGGAUAUUGCUUUAUUUAAACACAAGCUAAUUUCAUUAUCUCCUUCCCUGCCAUACUGUUGGUUCCCAUGUAGACUGUUACACAGCAACACCACGGAAAAGAUGUCAUCCUGACCUUAAAACACUGCCAUGGACUUUCAUUUUUGAAAACACAACCUCUGUACCUUGGGUUUGAACCAAUAAUGAACUUGCUAAUAGUCCUAGUCUCAUAGCUACUGUAUCUUUCUCUCUGGAGAGCUCUUAGCAACGUGCCCAAGUCAGGGGUCUGCAUGCUUUAUGCAUUUCAAAGUAGCAUGGCUGGUAAUAUAACAAGUUUUGUCCUUAAGUCACAGUAAAUAAGCUCUAAACAUGUCCAGAAAAUUUUCAUACAUGUAAAGCUCAAACCUUUGAGAGGCUUAUUAAACGCCCAGGUCGCCAGACAGGACCAAACUGUGUAUCCUAAAAGUGUCCCAGAAUAUCAUUUCUCUUGUUCUCAAGGUGCUCUCAAGGUGUUUGCUUCCCUUUAAUCCGGUUCAUCUCAAACAUCCUUGAGGUCGGACUGAACGAAUAAAUGGGCUCGAGCAUUGCGUAUGCCAGUUCUAAAUACUGUAUGUGGUAUACAAUCUUCCAUAUCACUCUGGGUGUAACAGGUGGCUCACAAUUUGCAUUAUUUAUUAUUAUUAAUGUUGUUAUCACUUUUCUUGCUAUAUUUGAUGGUAUUAUUAUCCUUAUUGCGCUUGCACCAGAUUGGUUUGAUGUCAGUGGUUUUUAUCACAGUUUUUUUGGGACAGUGUGGGAAACUUUUUAGACUCUCCCAAAUGUAAGGAGUUAUAUAUUUCAGCUUUUUUUCUGUCCGAGUGGAAAAGUAUGUGACAUUUCUGCCAUGGCAUGGUGACAAUACUCUCUUUUUACAAAUCUUUCAUAGUGGUGAGACAUGCUGCAGAGUGACAGCCUGCUCACAGUGACCUUUUGGUGCAGCGCCACCGUCGAGCCUGGAGUCGUCAUAGUGAUCUGCACAGUCUCGAUUUGGAAUAAGAUUUGCUGUGGUUACUCACAGCAGACAUUUCCAGCCAGUUUACAGUCUGACACUAUUCAGAUUAUGCUGCCAGUCCCAGUAGUCUCUCACAAGAUACACCAAGGUUGGGCCAGCAAUUUCCUACAUUCAGUAGCUUUGCUUGCAGCCAGUCAUACACAAAACACUGCUGAAAGAAAGCACUCCGAUACUUUCCACCAUGAUGUGUACAGCACCAUCUUCUAUAUGUAAUUAUUUAUGCAGAUGUGUAAAAAGAAAAAAAAGAAUUCCAAUAGAGUCAUGUAGAAAACAACUAUAUAACAAUAAGGAGAUAAUAACUAUAUUAAAAGAUAUCAGUAUUGACAUAUAGAAAAAAAUAUUUCAUCUGAAAGUUAUUUAUUCAAACUAUUGGCAGAUUUACAAAUUGGUCUAUAUUGAAAGAGAAAUAAUUCAACUAUGUCUUGUCCAUGUUUACCUGGUUUGCUUCCCCUCCUUUCCUGCCCCACAAUGAGAAUGUAUUUAAUCCCUCCCCCUCACUGCCCUGCCUGUAAUGGAAUAAAAUACAAACUAUGAAAAUAACAA